Molecule: messenger RNA, 1102 nt
Organism: Racocetra persica
Lineage: Eukaryota; Fungi; Glomeromycota; Glomeromycetes; Diversisporales; Gigasporaceae
Source: the annotation of a GenBank genome assembly
AUGGCAACCUCUUCGACCAAGGUCGUAGAACUUGGCUUUGCCGAGCCACCAGAAAAUCCCCUCACUGCAGAUAGUUUUCCGAAUAAGAUUGGGGGAAAACCGGCAUGGCUGAAUCCGGCUUAUGUUUUAACAGCUGAAGAUGUUCUUUGUGGUAUUUGUAAAAAGCCCAUGGUACUUUUGGUUCAGCUAUACACUCCUGAAGAUUACCCGCCUGAAGCCUUUCAUCGCUCGAUAUACGUUUUUUGCUGUAAAAAUGGGGCAUGUCACAAAACUUCAUGGCGUAAAAGUUUAAAAGUAUUUCGAAGUCAAUUACCAAAAUAUAAUCCUUAUUGGCCACCACCAAACGAAGAGUCUAAUGAUGACGACUUAAAUGAACAUGCUAAUCGUCCAUCGGAAAAAUUUACUACUGUCGAUUAUUGUGUAGUUUGUGGUCUUCGCGGUUCCAAAAAAUGCGGGAAAUGUAAUAAAACAUAUUAUUGUUCAAAAGAACAUCAAAUUGACCAUUGGACAUCCGGGCAACAUAAAAUCCAUUGUAAUACAACUACACCUUCAUUAGAUGAUGAUAAUCUAUGUAGCAAAUUGGUUUUGUUUCCGGAAUUUGAAGUUAUUACAGAACCUGAGGGGAAUUUGUUCAAAGAUGGUGAAAAUGGUGAAAUUGAUGACAGUUUAUCAAAUAGUGGAAAUUCUAGGGCUCUUGUUCCUGUUGGCGAUGAAAUUUAUGAAAAUACUCAAGUCAAUGUAGAUAAAGCCUUUCUAAAAUUUCAAAAAAAAAUUGAACCUUUUCCUGAUCAGGUAUUAAGGUAUGCACGACUAGAUUAUGAAUGUGAAAAAAACGCGACUCCGCUAUGGGUAAGUGACAUUGGUAAACCGAUGCCUGAAGACAUACCUUCAUGUUCGCAUUGUGGUCAAGAACGAACUUUCGAAUUUCAGAUAUUAUCUACACUUUUAAAUUAUCUUCAAGUAGAUCAUAUGCAAAAGGAUUCACUUGAUUGGGGUUCAUUACUUGUAUAUAGUUGUAAAAAUAAUUGUCAUGUAAGUGAUAAGUAUUAUGUUGAAGAAAUUUUGUGGCGACAGGAUUUUAGUGAUGAGGGUGUAAAUUGGU